Molecule: messenger RNA, 1948 nt
Organism: Heterotrigona itama
Lineage: Eukaryota; Metazoa; Arthropoda; Insecta; Hymenoptera; Apidae
Source: the annotation of a GenBank genome assembly
AAAAAAGAAAAAAGAAAAAGGAAAGAACAAGGUGACGUUAAGAGCAACGGGGGAAUCUUGACAGAAAGAAACGACCUUCGGGCUAGAGAUCUAAUAACAAGAGGACACGAGGCUAGAGAGAAUAUGAAGAGGAAGAAACAAGAUUAAGUGGCUGGGGCAACGAAACGACGAGAGAUCCGGAGAAGGAGCUCGAUGACGGCGAAUAAUGACACGGAAUCGACGCUAAAGGAAAAAGGGAAAUACUCGAUCGAAUGAACAACCGAGCCAUAAGUAGGUGGAAGCAUGAGAAUUCCAAGUGGAUGUCUUUCCUCGGCUCGAUCGAAGUACUACUCGGUUACACGUUACACCGGCCACCGGCACUCGCGUCACGUAUCGAGAUCAAUUGAGAGGCAAAAAUGGGUGCCAACCAGUCAACGCGGAACGAGCCUAUUCCUGGCGAAGAAGGUGUGUAUAGUACAGAAACGGGACCGUACCGGAAACAUGUACGCGAUGAAGUAUGUUCACAAGGGUGAGUGCGCGGUGCGUGGCGCGCUGAAGAACGUCGCUCGUGAAGUGGAGAUUCUGUCGCAGCUGGAACACCCCUGUUUGGUGAACCUGUGGUUCAGCUUCCAAGACGAGGAAGAUCUGUUCAUGGUCUCCGAUUUAUUGCUUGGCGGCGAUCUGAGAUAUCACAUCCAACAGGAGGUGGUCUUCUCCGAGGAAAGCAUAGUGCUUUUCGUUGCCGAGAUUGCUCUGGCCCUCGAUUACUUGCAGAGUCACAAAAUCGUACACCGUGACAUCAAGCCCGAUAAUAUUUUGUUGGACGAAGAAGCUCCGGAAAUUUACAUGUGUUCCUGCGAGGAAUACGGUGUUCUUGGUUACGGUUUCGCCGUGGACUGGUGGAGUCUGGGAAUUCUUGCUUGGGAAACUCUUGCCGGAGAACGUCCUUACCCGCUUUGCUCCACUACGACGCAUAGAGAGGCUUUACAGAUCCUUCAGAAAGAAAGACCGACACCCGCUGACUGGAGUUCCACUAUCAGCGAACUCUUGGACAGAUUGCUAACCGUGCCACCGGGCGCGCGGAUAUCAACUCUGAAGGAGCUGAAGCAAGUGAGCGCGAUGAGAGAACUCGACUUUGACAAAGUGUUGAACAAGCAGAUAAAACCGCCAUUCACGCCGCCGAAAGAUCACCUGAACUGCGAUCCGACAUUCGAGCUAGAAGAGAUGAUCAUCGAGACGAAGCCGCUGCACAAAAAGAAAAAGCGUCUAGCGAAGCAAAGAUCUCUGAAAGUCGAUCAUCCCCCUGAGGACACGGCGGUUGAGCUCGCGGAAGGCGCCGCAGGACCGAGUGUCGAUCUCAGAAGAUUAGCAUUCAUCCCAGAAUACCGAGUUUACAACCGUGAACGCGAAAUGGAGAGACAGGAAAGGGAAAAGAAGGAGAAACAGUGGGAAGAGGAUUUGAACACUGCCAUGAAGGGUGCCGAGGAAAGGCUGAAAACGAAACAACAGCCGGUACAGCGAACAGGAAAUCGGCUGAGCGUCUCUACAACCAGCGUGAAAACGCGCAUAAGCGCAUCCCCGAGGCAAGGAAGGCGCGCUAGCACUGUAACUUCGUCGGAUAUCGACUACAUCGACGCAAGUCCCGAGCCUUCCACAUCGUAAAUUUCUCCUGAACAAUUUCUUGUGCACGAAACAUGAACGUUGGCGUGUAUUCUCGGCAAGAACAUUCUGAACAGUGAUCGUUAUUGAAAGACGUUCAGUCCCCGAUUCGUAGAGAUAUCGAAGUACUUAUUUAAAAAACUUGGUUCACGAUCGUAGUAAAUUGAUCUUGUCUUUCGAAUGAUGGAUUCUUCAGUCAAAUGGCUGUUAAAAGACAAUUUGAUAAUCGUGAAUUCAAUAAGAGUAAGAUCACGGGAAAACUUAAGAUACUUUCACCUCCUUUCUUUUUUUCAGUCUUGUAAGAGUUUGA